AUGGCCGCGCCAAACAACAUGCACAAUCUCACGACGCUCAUCAAGCGACUUGAAGCUGCUACAUCGCGACUCGAAGAUAUUGCGACGUCGACCGAGCUUCCUAAGGAUGUACCGGCCUUGAUUAACUCGACAUCCGCGUCGGCCGCUGCCGCUGAUGCUUCCGCACCGGUUCCUGCCUCGUCUGCCCCAAAAUCCCUUCCGAAGGUUGCUUCUGAACCGCUCCCGGAGAGCGUUGAGGAGUUCGAUGCGUACCUUAAGUCAACCGUUGAGAAGUAUGUCAACAUCAGCAAAGAGAUCGGCGGGACAGUCGCCAAGCAGGCCGCCGAAGUGCUCAAGGGCUUCCAGGAGCAGCGUAAGCUCAUCCUUAUCUCCACCAAGGCCAAGAAGCCGGACAUGUCCGGCCUGCAGAGUCUUACCCAGCCCAUCAACAGUGCUGUGAUGGCUGUCAUGGACAUCAAGGACUCGAGCCGCGGAGAUCCUCUGUCGAACCAUCUUACCGCCGUUUCUGACGGUAUCAUGGUUAUGGGAUGGGUUACCCUCGAUAACCGCCCGUUCAAGCACGUUGAUGAAUCCCUCGGUUCUGCUCAGUUCUUCGGAAAUAAGGUCCUGAAGGAGUACAAGGAGAAGGAUCCCAAGCACGUUGAGUGGGUGCAGUCUUUUUAUGCCGUCUUCAAAGACCUUUCGGAGCUUGUGAAGGAGAACUUUACCAACGGACUUCCAUGGAACCCCAAGGGCGAGCCGGCCGCCAACGUUUCCAAGGCCCUGGCGGCACAGAGCGCACCUCCUUCCACCUCCGCCCUUGCCGGCGGAGCGCCCCCGCCUCCUCCGCCUCCACCCCCCGGGCCGCCUCCUAUCCUGGACAUCAAGACCGAAGUCUCGGCUCCCACACCUUCGACCUCAUCCUCGGGUUUCGGUGCUGUCUUCUCUGACCUGAAUAAAGGAGAGGACGUCACCAAGGGGCUCCGCAAGGUGGACAAGUCGCAAAUGACCCAUAAGAACCCGUCUCUCCGUGCAGGAUCAACUGUCGCGGACAGUAGUUCGGCUGUGCGCGGCAAGAGCCCGGCCCCCGGAAAGAAGCCCAAGCCCGAGAGCAUGCGGGUUAAGAAGCCCGCUAAGAAGGAGCUCGAGGGCAACAAGUGGACUGUAGAAAACUAUGAGAAGGAAUCCGGGCCCGUGGAAAUUGAGGCGAGUCUUACUCAUUCAAUUCUCAUCAGCCGAUGCAACAGCGCAACUGUUAUCAUCAAGGGGAAGGCAAACCAGGUCACGGUCGAGAACUCCAACCGGCUGUCCCUUGUCGUUGACACCCUGGUUUCAACCGUGGACGUGGUCAAGGCACCCAAUUUCGCUCUCCAGGUCCUGGGUACAAUUCCCACCAUCAUGCUGGACCAGGUUGACGGGGGAACUAUCUACCUGAGCAAGGAAAGCACUCGCACCCAGAUUUUCACAAGCAAGUCUGCUGGUAUCAACCUGAACAUCAUCUCGGGCCCAGAUGAAGACUACAAGGAGGUGCCUCUGCCUUCUCAGAUCAGCUCGUACUACGAUGAGGAAAAGGGUGACCUGAUCAACGAGAUUGUUGCCCACGCUGGUUAA
Messenger RNA from Geosmithia morbida, 1590 nucleotides. RefSeq names its product adenylyl cyclase-associated protein. Lineage: Eukaryota; Fungi; Ascomycota; Sordariomycetes; Hypocreales; Bionectriaceae. Gene Ontology annotation, biological process: regulation of adenylate cyclase activity; cytoskeleton organization. The record is from RefSeq and is a predicted model, not a curated record. The transcript is spliced from 5 exons. Gene Ontology annotation, molecular function: actin binding; adenylate cyclase binding. Gene Ontology annotation, cellular component: cytoplasm. The coding region runs from base 1 to 1590 and encodes 529 amino acids.